This is a messenger RNA of Ictalurus punctatus (channel catfish), 3492 nucleotides long. Its product is annotated as soluble scavenger receptor cysteine-rich domain-containing protein SSC5D. The coding region runs from base 540 to 2846 and encodes 768 amino acids. NCBI's taxonomy places the organism in Eukaryota, Metazoa, Chordata, Actinopteri, Siluriformes, Ictaluridae. Gene Ontology annotation, molecular function: peptide binding; G protein-coupled receptor activity. Gene Ontology annotation, cellular component: membrane. The transcript has a single exon. Gene Ontology annotation, biological process: G protein-coupled receptor signaling pathway. The record is from RefSeq and is a predicted model, not a curated record.
AUUGAACGUAGACAGGCAUACAGUUUCCUUUGUAUUCAAGGACGAUAUAAAAAUAAUGAAUGGAAUUUAAUGGAAAAUCUAGCCCGUUCAAAUCAUUAAAUAAUAUAUAGCUGAGCGACUUGAACAACACGCACGCACAACUCAAACCACUCACGUAUUUCAUUUUGAAAUCUCUUUCCUAUUUGAUUGUUUUUAUUAUUAUUAUUGUUGUAGUUUUGUAUAGCAAUGCAAAAUCCAUUUGUCUUUGGUCCAUGUUUAAUUAUCUGUUACAAACAACUGAGAAUCGGUGACAUUUAUUACUGUAGAGAAAGUCAUUAUUGUCCCCAGCUUUUGAAAAGACGCAUACCGUAGCAUUCACGCAAGAAAAGCUUUAUUAACAACAGUGUCACGUUCUGGGAGACUACAAUUGAUGUUUCUUGAAAUCAUGUUAUUAUAGCUAUUAUUUUCUCUCCCUUUUUUCUCAGGCCUGUCAAUCACUCAAUUAUAUGAGUGGGUGGAGCGUGACAGAUGGGUGUGGCUGGCAAUGUGUGUGACAGUGCAUGAUUGUUUCCAUGGAGACAGAUGGCAGCUUUUCCGAGGGCCCCACACUAACGCUCCUACAGUCAAAUGACGGUGUGGGGGCGGGGCUUGUCGAGCCAGAGGAGGCGUGGCUCGGCUUCCGGGCCACCGUGAGUGCUGUGCUGCUAUUGGAGUUGCUGCUCGGCGUGGGCGGCAACCUGACGGUGUUGGUGUUGUACUGCGGCCACUGCAGCCUUCUGGAGUCGGUCAGCCAUGCUGUCACACUCAGCCUGCACACGCUUGACCUGUUACUCUGUCUGCUCUGCCUGCCCAUCACUGCAAUGCUCCUCCUUCUGGGUGGAGCCUCCAGCCCUCACCACGUCCUGCUCUGCUGUCUCCACGAAUCAGCAGCCACCUUCGCCAGUGUAGGAACUGCACUCAACCUGCUGCUCAUUAGCCUCGAUCGCUACGACAUCAGCGUCCGUCCAGCCAAUCGUCUGCUUACACCACGGAGAGCAGCGUUUUUGCUAGCUGGAGUGUGGGUGGUGUCUUUAACCUUGCCAGUCUUGCCAUUUGUAGAGGCAGGUCUUGGCUCUGGGGCAACAGAUGGAGCACCUGUUUACUCAAAUAGCACCUUGUUGUGUUCCCAACUGGUAGGGACUCUACAAGCUCAUCUCUUUCUGCAGGCUCCCAUCUUCCUGUGCUCACUGGCUGUAAUGCUGUUUACUUACUCACGCAUCCUGCAGGCCCUGCGCAUUCGCAUCGGACAUCCGGCCAGAGCGCAAAGAGGCACCACGCAACUUGUCCGGCGCCCAUGGCAGCGUCGUACGAGGUCUGCAAGGUCACCCGAUCGCAUGACAAAGACUUUAUCUGUAUCUCCUCCUCCCCUCUCCACUGGACCGCUUGUGGCCUCAGACACCAUUACCACGGUGACUAUGAACACAGAGACCAACACACCAUCAGUGAACACUCCACUGAGUCCAACCCCCACUGCAACCACACCCUUUGUCGGCUCAUCACUGGGGGCAGCGCCUUUGAGUCCUAUGCCUACACUGUCCGCUGUAACCACACCUCUAAACAAUAACCCAAAUGCUUCCACCAUCAACACCCCUCUACACCCCACAAGAUCCAUACCACUAAACCCUAAUCCAACUAUAUCCACCAUGACCACCCAUCUAAACCAUAACCCAACUACACCCACCAGAAUGACCCAUCUAAACCCCAACCCCAUUACAUCCACCAUAACCAUACUGUUAAACCAGAACCCAACAACAUCCACCGUAUCCUUCCCUCUAAACGCUAACCCAGCUGCAUCCACCAUCACCACUCAUCUAAACCCCAACCCUACUACAUCCACCACAAUCACCCAUAUAAGCCCUAAUCCAGCUACAUCCACCCUAUCCUUCCCUCCAAUCCCUAACCCAAAUCCAACUACUAACACACCUACAUCCACCAUAUCCUUUCCUCUAAAUCCUAACCCCAUUACAUUCACCAUAACCAUACCGUUAAACCCGAACUCAACUAAAUCCACCAUAUCCAUCCCUCUAAACCCUAACCCAGCUGCACGCACCAAAACCACUCAUCUAAACCCUAACCAAAUUACACCCACCAUAAACACCCAUCUAAACCCUAACCCAGCUACAUCCACCCUAUCCUUCCCUCUAAACCCUAACCCAACUUUAUCCACCAUAUUUGUAUCUCCAAACCUAAGCCCAUCUACCUCCAGCCCAACUAUACCUCCAAGCCAUAACCCAGUGGCAUCCACCACAACCACACCUCUAAACCCCAGCCCCUCUAUAUCCACCAUAACCACAACUCUUAAGCAUACUGCAUCAUCCACAGCCUUGCCACUUAAUCCCAGUCCAACCAUAUCCACCACACCAUUAAGUCCCACUGCUACUCAUGCCCCACCCAGUGUUGGUGUUGGGGCCUCAGUGUCAGCCAUCUUGGCUCUGCGCCGUGCCGUGAGACGUCACAGAGACCGAAGGGAACGUCAGAAACGUGUCUUCCGCAUGUCCGUCAUCAUUGUCCUCUCUUUCCUGCUGUGCUGGGCUCCUCUGUCCAUUACACCACUCCUACAUCUGGCCAUCGGACCCUCUGAUUGGCUGGAGCACCUCAGGGUCUGCUUCCUAGUGCUUGCCUACUGGACAGUGGUGCUUCAUCCGCUGCUGUAUGCAUUCACACGGCAGAAACUGCGCAAAGUCCUGCACACACGUCUGCGCAGGCUACGCAACAAGAACAACAACACACACACCAUCGCUCGGACAAAGCAGAGGAAUCAGCGCAAGCAUAGGGCAAACUGCAGCGACGCUACCGACCGCUGUCUGAUGGAGACUGUCCGUGAGUGAUGACCUGCGGUGUGUGUGUGUGUGUGUGUGUGUGUGUGAGAUGCAGGGAACAAGCGGAGACAUCACCUCGUUUUGCAUGUCAACAGUUCUGUAAUUUAUUCUGUACAGCGAUAACAACAAGCACACGUUCCAAAGCACACUGAGCUCAGAGAGAACCACAGGGCAACGUCUAAUUAACUGUAGCCAUAGAUCCGAUUUUAACUGUCGUGGUGCUAGACAACAAGCGUGUGUCAGCGGGUGUGUAGGCGACCGGGGCAAUAAUUUCAUAAACCAGGGCAUGCAUGGAAAGACUUUCAUGCAGAGUAAUUCUUCUAACAUCGGUGUGAAGUGAAGCAUUUAUUCACGUUAUAUUCAAAUCUGCGUUUAUGUCAUACGUCUAGUGCGUUCGUUACGGAUAGAGUGCUGUAGAUUUAUUAUAGAUGUUCAUGAUCAGGGAUGUAAAUAUAAACUAUGAUUAAAUUAUAACGGCUAACUUAUAAGCUGAAUUUGGAAAACAAACGAGCCCAUGUGUGUGUAUUUGUGUACCUGUAGACAUAUAUAAUAUAAUAGCAUUAAAUGAUUUUCAUUCAUUUGUGACGAUUGUGUAUUUUGCAGUAGAUCAGCAAUAAUGUCGAAUUCUAUCAAUAAAGUUGUAUAGUUCCUUGUU